This is a messenger RNA of Tetrapisispora phaffii CBS 4417, 999 nucleotides long. RefSeq names its product S-adenosylmethionine-dependent methyltransferase (gene MTQ1). The transcript has a single exon. The record is from RefSeq and is a predicted model, not a curated record. Gene Ontology annotation, biological process: protein methylation. Gene Ontology annotation, molecular function: nucleic acid binding; protein methyltransferase activity. Gene Ontology annotation, cellular component: mitochondrion. The coding region runs from base 1 to 999 and encodes 332 amino acids. NCBI's taxonomy places the organism in Eukaryota, Fungi, Ascomycota, Saccharomycetes, Saccharomycetales, Saccharomycetaceae.
AUGCCACGAAUUAGUCCAAGGGUAAUGCAUGAUGCAUUUAAAAUAAAUUACUGUUUGCCAUUAUUAUUACCUGAAUGUAGAACUAUUGAGAAUGCUCAACAAGAAUAUAAAUGGAUACACUCUGAAUUGUCUCUUAAAUCAGCAUCUUUAAACGAAUUGGAUAAAACAAUUAAAUUAGCGUGUAUCCAGAGAUUCCAUCACGUCCCUCUCCAAUAUAUCUUGAGAUCACAACCAUUUGGUUAUAUAAAUAUAUCUUGUAAAAAAAAUGUUUUGAUACCAAGAUGGGAGACUGAAGAGUGGACAUUGGAUUUUGUUAAUUCGAUUAAAAAAUAUAAAAACUCAAUUGAGUCAUUAUAUUCUCAACAAAAUAAAUUAAAUGUGGUCGAUCUUUGUACUGGUACGGGUUGUAUUGCUUUAUUAUUAAGACACGAAUUCAACAAAAUACUGGAUAAACCCAACAUUGUCCAAAUUUCUGCGUUUGAUUGUUCGAAACAUGCAUUGAGGUUGGCAGAUCACAAUAAGCAACACUCUGCUAAUGAACCUUUAGAUAUAUCAAUAAAAAAAAUGAAUGUUCUCAGGGAUAAAAUAGACUUAAAAGAAUACCAAAAUAGGAAAAUCGAUAUUCUACUAUGCAAUCCUCCCUAUAUCCCCCGUUCACAAUUUAUUAGACAUACUAGUAAAUCGGUAAGAUUUUUUGAACCUAAGCUUGCAUUAAUAGGAAAUGAAGAAUUUUAUGAAAAUUUGGUCGAUAUAUGGCUAUCAAAUAUUAAUUCAUUUAUUUACGAAGUAGGAAAUCAAGAACAGAUAGAUUUGGUAAAAAAAUUAGUAUCCAAAAAUAGACAUAUUGUAGGUGACUGGGUUGUUGACCAGAAAAAUGAUUCAAAUCGACAACCACGACUAGUAUUCGGAUAUAGGAACACAUCAUCUGAUAAAUGUCAACUUCUUAAACAUAUAUUCGAUAAUUUCAGUAAGUUAAAAGAAGCGCAUUUUUAUGAUUGA